AUGGGUUCUGCUUCAAGAGUUGGCAGUAGCAGCUACGAUUACUACUUCAAGGUUCUUUUGAUUGGUGAUUCUGGUGUUGGCAAGAGUAGUCUUCUCCUCAGCUUCAUCUCCAAUUCUAACUCUAUUAAUGACCUCUCCCCCACCAUUGGUGUGGAUUUCAAGAUAAAGUUUUUUACGGUUGGUGGUAAAAGGUUGAAGCUCACAAUUUGGGACACAGCUGGACAAGAGAGGUUUGGAACAGUAAUAAGUUCUUACUACAGAGGUGCACAUGGAAUAGUUCUUGUCUAUGAUGUGACACGACGCGAGACAUUUACAAAUCUCAUUGAUAUAUGGUCAAAAGAAGUUGAGCUUUAUUCCACUAAUCAUGAUAGCAUCAAAAUUCUUGUUGGCAAUAAGGUGGAUAAGGAGAGUGAAAGAGCUGUAAGCAAAGAAGAAGGAAUGGCUCUUGCACAACAACAUAGAUGCUUGUUCCUAGAGUGUAGUGCUAAAACUAGAGAAAAUGUUCAGCAAUGCUUUAAUGAUCUCUCAUUAAAGAUAUUAGAUGUGCCAGGUUUAAGGGAAAAGGGGUCUGUUGCAGUGAAAAGGCAAAAUCAAAAACACAUAUAUGAGACAUCUCAAAGCGGUGGUUGCUGUUCUUAG
Messenger RNA from Sphenostylis stenocarpa, 639 nucleotides. NCBI's taxonomy places the organism in Eukaryota, Viridiplantae, Streptophyta, Magnoliopsida, Fabales, Fabaceae. The record is from the annotation of a GenBank genome assembly.